Penicillium riverlandense is the source of this 789-nucleotide messenger RNA. Its product is annotated as Vanillyl-alcohol oxidase C-terminal subdomain 2. Bases 1 to 789 code for a protein of 262 amino acids. The record is from RefSeq and is a predicted model, not a curated record. Gene Ontology annotation, cellular component: mitochondrion. Gene Ontology annotation, biological process: lactate catabolic process. NCBI's taxonomy places the organism in Eukaryota, Fungi, Ascomycota, Eurotiomycetes, Eurotiales, Aspergillaceae. Gene Ontology annotation, molecular function: D-lactate dehydrogenase (cytochrome) activity; D-lactate dehydrogenase (NAD+) activity; FAD binding. The transcript has 2 exons.
AUGCUCCCCGCCAAUGCUGUCGCCCUCAGGGCGCUGCGUGGCGUUAGAGCAACUCCGCCUUCCCUGCACCCCCGACUCUUCAGUGUGUCGACCGUCCGCCCGAACGAAAAGCCGCAGCAGUCGUUCAAAAGCCAGCUGUAUGAAAGCACCCAGCAGCGACUCAAGCGCGAGCGUGCCGAGCAGGAGCGAUUCGCCCAAUAUCAGACUCAGUCCCCUGGCGGUCGCUAUGCCGCCCUGAUGUUCGCCUUGGUCUUUUUCUCCGGCAGUGCGUACUAUCUAGGGUCACUCAAGCCGGCAGCUCUCCCGAAGUCGUCAACAAGCUCGCUUGCGGAUAUCGACGCUCCCCAACACAAUGUCUCGCCCUCCAACCUCCAGGCGGCGUGGGCGGAUUUCAUCGACAUUCUCGGUAAGGAGAACGUGUCGACUGCGCUCGGGGACUUGGAAAUGCACGCGGGUUCGGAUUGGUCGUCUUAUUCACGUGGGGAGAACGAAAAACCGUUUCUAAUUUUAUAUCCGUCGAGCACUGAGGAAGUCUCUCGGAUAAUGAAAAUCUGCCACCAACGCGUCAUCCCCGUCACGCCAUACUCGGGCGGCACGAGCUUGGAAGGCCAUUUUGCCUCGACCAGGGGAGGGGUAUGCAUUGAUUUUCGUCGUAUGGAUCGCAUCCUGGGGCUUCACAAGCGCGAUUUGGAUGUGGUGGUGCAGCCGGCCGUCGGAUGGGAGGAGUUGAACGAAGAGCUGUCCAAGGAUGGCUUGUUCUUCCCCCUGACCCCGGGCCCGGGGCCAUGA